CGCAGUGGCUGCUUAGUUACCGGCGUUUCGUUGAGGUUGUGAAACAAAAGGCCUACUUUUUACUUAAGUUGUUGUUUUGUGGACUGAAUAAAGUGUUCAAAAGUACGGCUACUUUAACCGUAGGAAAAGUAAAUAACUAUUAAGGUAUUGUUAGUUUGUUGUAAAUAAUAAUUUGUUGCCAAACUAAUUUCGUAUUGAUAAAAAGUAGUUAGUUCAAUGGAGUGCAACAACUAACGUAGUCACCUAAAAUGCUUAUCAUCAGCCGACGCCUGCCAUCUUCGGCGCAUUUAGUAUUAUCAUGGAGAUUCUUCGGACGAAAUCAUACGCAAAUACCAUUUAUCUUGGACCAUAUUUUUAAUACUACAAGCAGGUAUUCGUCAAAUAAAUUGUUUAACCUUUAUUGUUUUAAAGAAAGUAUAAGACCCAUCAUAAGAAAAACCACAUCAAUUUCAAGGUGGUUUCAUGCAACAUCAGUAAUAAGCUCAUCAAAUGCUGAUCGGGUUUUCAUGCCAGUGGAAGAGUUUAUUCGAGCAAAAUCUGAGAAAAACCACAAAGUGAAAGAAGAAAAUGAUAAUCAGGAUGAAGAGAAUAAGAAAAAAACAAACAGUAAUAAUAAAGAACAAGUUUUGAGUGAGAGUGCUGAAGAUGGACAGAAGAAUGUUGAAGAUGUUUUGUUUGACAUGUUUCAAGAUAUCAAUGAGAAGGUUCCUGUGGGCAGAUUUUUGGCUGCUUUAUCUGCCACUGGAUUAAGGAAGGGAGAUCCUCGUUUGAAAGAGAUGAUGACCAAACUACGAGCCACUCACAAACAGUCUCCUGACAUUGGUUCACCAGAAGCUCUGUGUUUGGAUAAGUCUACAUUUAAAAGUGUUGUACGGGAGAACAUUGUUCUUAUUAGCCGAGCAUUCCGCCACCAUUUUGUAAUUCCCGACUUCCAGGACUUUGUUAAAAACAUUGAAGACUUCUAUUGGAAGUGCAAAGUCAACACUAGAGGCAAGGUUGCAUCUUACAUUCCACAGUUAUCCAAAUAUAACCCUGACUACUGGGGCGUUUCACUGUGUACAGUAGAUGGGCAAAGGUAUUCUAUUGGAGACACUGAAGUGCCAUUCACAAUCCAGUCCUCAGGAAAGCCUCUGAACUAUGCUAUAGCUCUGAAUGAGCUUGGUUCUGACAUCGUCCACCAAUACGUUGGUCAGGAGCCGAGUGGUCGCAUGUUCAAUGAACUUGUGUUGGACUACAACAAGAAGCCACACAAUCCCAUGGUAAAUGCUGGAGCUAUUGUUGUUUGUUCCUUAUUACUUAAUAUUGUGGAGCCUGAAAUGAGGGCAUCUGAGAAGUUUGACUGGAUGACACAAUACUUUAAGGCUAUGGCAGGUGGUGAAUACCUUGGUUUCAAUAAUGCCACAUUUCUUUCAGAGCGAGAAGCUGCAGAUCGGAACUAUGCCAUAGGUUUUUACAUGAAGGAAAACAAAUGUUUCCCAGAAAAAGCAAUGUUAAAAGAAAUAAUGGACUUUUAUUUCCAGAUGUGUUCUCUGGAAGUAAACAGUGAAACCAUCUGUAUUAUGGCUGCCACUCUUGCCAAUGGAGGUAUCUGUCCAAUCACAGGCCAGCAAGUAAUUGAUAGUCAUGCUGCUCGUGAUGUCCUUUCAUUGAUGCAUUCUUGUGGAAUGUAUGAUUAUUCUGGCCAAUUUGCAUUUAAGGUGGGUUUACCAGCAAAGUCAGGUGUAUCUGGGUGUACCAUGAUUGUUGUACCUAAUGUAAUGGGAAUCUGUCUUUGGUCACCACCACUAGAUGUUUAUGGUAACUCAGUACGAGGAGUACAGUUCUGCGAGGAAUUUAUUCGCCUCUUCAAUUUCCAUCAUUAUGAUAAUCUUCGACACACAACUCAAAAAAGAGAUCCUCGAAGACAGAAGUAUGAAACAAAAGGGCUUAAAAUUGUUAGUUUGUUGUUUAGUGCUGCAAGUGGAGAUGUGACAGCAAUGAGGAGGCAUUACCUUUCUGGUAUGGACAUGGAACAGUGUGAUUAUGAUGGAAGAACAGCUCUACACUUAGCAGCAGCUGAGGGGUACUCUGAAUGUGUCAAUUUUCUCCUUAAAGUGUGUGGAGUUGAACACAAGCCAAAAGAUCGAUGGGGUCAUACACCUUAUGAUGAAGCCAUGUUAUUUGGUCAUCCAGAAGUUGCUGAGAUUUUAGAGAAGUGGGAGUCAUUGCGAGAAGAAGAAAGAAAGAGUCCUUGUGAAUUAAAGGUAUCUACUCGAAAUGUUAAUCGGACACCUUCUCCGAUUCCAUACAUGCCUAAGUAGGCAGAAUGUAACUGUUUUAUGUUGUAUUUGCUACAUACACUGUUGAGUUGAUAAGAGGUUGACAAGCAGGACUAUUAGAUCAGUAUAUAAUUUCCUUUAUGUGGUGCUUUCAUUUGAAAUUCCAUCAGCUUAAACUUGUAUUCAGGGUCAAGCUUUCUGUGUAACUUAUACACUGGAAUAUAUAAUCUGUCAUCUGUUAUGAUUGUUUCAAAAAUAAAUUCAUCUGAAAUACUUUACCUUUGAUUACAAAGUUAAAAAAAUAAAGAAAAAAUCAAUUAUGUUAACUAACUCCAAACCAAAAAUAUCAUAUUAUUGAUAUAGAUUUUUUUUAGUAAUCGUGGGCAAAAAUAUACAUUUUAAAUAAGAUAAUCCAUAUUUUAUGUUUUGUGAUUACAGAUUCAAAAACAAGUAUCUAAGUCAGUAUCUCAAGUACUUAAUUUUGAGACUCAAACAUUUUUUGUAUAAUAUACAGCAUUGAAUGACAUAACAUUCAAGGUCACUUUUGUGAAGAAACAGUCUUGGUACAUGUGUUGUUUUGUACAUGUACCUUUAUUAUUUUAUACUUUUAGAAUAUAGUGCUAACAUUUUGGCCUUAGUUAUUUCUGGACUACUUCUUUUUAAAAUUUGUAUUCAAAUGCUUAGUUUUUUUUAGCUUGUAUUUGAAUUCAGAUGUAAGUGUUGGGUUAGUGUUGCCAACCACAGAAACUCUGUUUCAUUUUAUCUGAGGAAUUUGUCUAUUGGGUAAGUUUAAAAAUACAAAAUCUGUCUGAUUAAACAUGAUUAAAACUUUGAACUAUAUUUACUUAAGAAAUACUAGUCACAAAAUCAAAAAUCAUUGUUAUGAAAAUUGCUUCCAAAAGAUUUUAUAUGUUGAAUAUCUCAUUCAAUAAUUUAUUUAAACAGUCGAUUGGAAAAUCAAGGUUUCUAAUGUCAUCAAAAAACAAGAAUGUUGGUUACUUAAAGUCAGAAAGAGUUUAUUUUAUUGUUAUUGUUGAAUAAAAUAGUUUGGUAUAAUAAUUCGUUUUUUAUUUAUAAUUUUUGUUCUUGUUGUGUUUAAUAUUGCUUGUUAUACAUACUAUUUUGUAGGAAAAAAAUGUAGAUUUAGUUGAAGAAUGAAACAUUGUUUGAUCUACACUUUUAUUUUAGGAGCUUAUCUCAAUAAAGGUGUAAUUCAGAUUUCUGUGUUGCUAUGUAAUAGCCAUAUUUUUUAUUUUAGUUACACUCAGCACAUUAUUUGAUUGAGUGCAAUAGAAAUGUUAUGUUCCUCUCCCAUUAAAUAUACCCCUUCAUUGUGACGUUUAGAUUUUACAGUUCUUGUUUAAAUGCAUUUAAUGAUUAUUAUUUAUCAAUUGAGUUUUUAUUUAAAAUAUAAAUAAAGUUUAGAAAUGGCCGAGAUUGGUGCCACUAUUUAUAAUCAAUUUUUAUGAAAAGUUGAAUUAGUUUUAUAGCUGUUAGAUAUAUUUUCAUUACAUUGGUACUCAGUAAAUUUAAUUGUAUAUACUAGGAAGAAAUAUUUUCUUUACAUUUCUGUUAUUUGUAUUAAUUUAUUUAUGCAUUGCCAGUGGAUCUUAUUCCUUCAUUACCGUACUUCUGUUUAAUACAAGUUACUUGAUGUUAGUUAAGGAAUAUAUUUAUUAUAUAUAAACAUUCAUAUAGUCAUUUGAAAGUGUUUUUUUUCUCAGCAUGCCUGCAAUGCUGUUCCAUACAAAACUGCUGCACAAAAUAUUUGUGUUAAAAUUAGGUGGCAAAUUUCAGUAGUAGAUAACAUUAAUUUUCUUUCUUUGUGUAUGUAUACCAAAGUGGUUUUAAUGCUUUAUCUUAUGAAUGACACAUUACAUAUUUCACCACUUUUAAAAUUUUUGUGUUAAAAUUAGGUGGCAAAUUUCAGUAGAUAACAUUAAUUUUCUUUCUUUGUGUAUGUAUACCAAAGUGGUUUUAAUGCUUUAUCUUAUGAAUGACACAUUACAUAUUUCACCACUUUUAAAAUUUUUGUGUUAAAAUUAGGUGGCAAAUU
Limulus polyphemus (Atlantic horseshoe crab) is the source of this 4314-nucleotide messenger RNA. Its product is annotated as glutaminase kidney isoform, mitochondrial-like. Lineage: Eukaryota; Metazoa; Arthropoda; Merostomata; Xiphosura; Limulidae. The record is from RefSeq and is a predicted model, not a curated record. Gene Ontology annotation, molecular function: protein binding; glutaminase activity. The transcript is spliced from 15 exons. Gene Ontology annotation, biological process: L-glutamine catabolic process. The coding region runs from base 249 to 2300 and encodes 683 amino acids.